Molecule: messenger RNA, 885 nt
Organism: Colletotrichum destructivum
Lineage: Eukaryota; Fungi; Ascomycota; Sordariomycetes; Glomerellales; Glomerellaceae
Product: Putative cytochrome c oxidase, subunit Va/VI
Exons: 4
Coding region: 177-665 (162 amino acids)
Biological process (GO): mitochondrial electron transport, cytochrome c to oxygen
Cellular component (GO): mitochondrial inner membrane
Source: RefSeq, a predicted model, not a curated record
CAUCAUCCGACUCAAUCCCGAACGAAACGCCCAUAGCUUCGCGCGCAAAAAAUAAAUAAAAAAAACCCUCUCCCACGUCACACAGCCCGCCCGCGAACAACCCAACGUCCGCAUCGGUCCUUUUCUCCCCUUCGGCAGUCCCGCCUCCUGUAAUCGAAUCUCACCAGUCUCCGAAAAUGUCUGCCUCCAUCCUCCGCGUCGCCGCUCGCGGCUCGACCACCCUCUUCCGUGCGAACCCCAUCCGCCAGCCUCUCGUCGCCCGUUCCGGCAUGCUCCUGCCCGCCAUCGCGGGUGUCCCGGCCGCCAACACCUUCAGCACCAGCUCCCGCCUCCGCUCCGGCGACCACGCCGAGGAGACCUUUGAGGAGUUCAGCGCGAGAUUUGAGAAGGAAUUCGAUGGCGUCCAGGACGUUUUCGAGCUUCAGCGCAACCUCAACAACGCCUUCGCCUACGAUUUGGUCCCCUCCCCCUCCGUCGUCGCCGCCGCCCUCAAGGCCGCCCGUCGUGUCAACGACUUCGCUACCGCCGUCCGCAUUUUCGAGGGCGUCAAGGCCAAGGUCGAGAACAAGGGUCAGUACGAGCAGUACCUCGAGGAGCUCAAGUCCCUGAGGGAAGAGCUCGGCGUCCCUCUGAAGGAGGACAUCUACCCCGAGGAGAAGAACUAAACGUUCUCGCGAUCUAAAACGACCGGGGAGAUCAAAGCAGGGCAAACCGUCUAACCGGAUUCGAGUCCUUGGAUACGGCUGGGAUGCGAGUCCCGGCCGGGCCAGAAUCAACCAUGAACCAAACUUGUAUAUUCUACAGGGGAGUGAAAGAGGAAAGAAGGGAAGAGCAAACCCUACAGAGUCUGCUUGCCGCGCGCGUGUGUGUGUGUGUCUUGUGUGA